Molecule: messenger RNA, 2338 nt
Organism: Pygocentrus nattereri (red-bellied piranha)
Lineage: Eukaryota; Metazoa; Chordata; Actinopteri; Characiformes; Serrasalmidae
Gene: btr12
Product: bloodthirsty-related gene family, member 12
Exons: 7
Coding region: 96-1802 (568 amino acids)
Molecular function (GO): protein binding; zinc ion binding
Source: RefSeq, a predicted model, not a curated record
ACAGGUUUAAAGUCUGUAACCGCAUAGAAAAGACAAACAUUUGUCCCCGACGGAACACUGAGGAACAGGAACAGAGCACAAAACAGCACAUCACUAUGCAGAGCCCGGGAUCUUGGGGUCGCACUCUCUCUGAGGAACAAUUUGCAUGCUCCAUCUGCUUGGAGGUGUUCGUGGAGCCCGUCUCCACUCCAUGCGGCCACAGCUUCUGCAAGGCGUGCCUGCAGGGCUACUGGAACCACAGCAAGAAGGUGGUUUGUCCCAUGUGCAAGAAGACCUUCUCCAAGAAGCCGGAGCUGUGCGUGAACCGUGUGCUAGCUGAGAUAGCAGAGCAGUUCCAGGGCUUGUCCAUGGGCCCAGGUGCAGGGGUCACCGAUGGUGGCACCGCAGGAACCCCAGGGGCCUCUCCAGGGACCCCGCAAAGAGACGAGGGUGGGGGUGACUUUGCCAAACCUGGAGACAUCCCCUGUGAUGCCUGCAUCGGAAGGAAAAUAAAGGCUCUCAAGUCCUGCCUGAGCUGCCCCGGCUCCUUCUGCGAGGCCCACCUCCGGCACCAUAGGAAAGUGAAGACCAUGGCUAAGCAUAAGCUGGUGGACCCUGUCCACCACUUGGAGGAGAAACUGUGCAGGAAGCAUGAGCGUCUCCUAGAGGCAUACUGCUGCAACGACCACAUGUGUGUGUGCAGAGAGUGUGCGGAUGCGGGGCACAAAACACAUGAUAUCAUCUCAGCCGAUAGGGAAUACAAGAAGAGGAUGAGUCAACUGGGGAAGAGGAGAUCAGAACUGAAACACCUGAUCAAGGAGAGAGCCAAGAAACUAGAAGAGAUCAAACAGUCCAUCAAAGUCAUCAAAACGAACAGUCAGCGGGAAAUCGAGGAAAGCUGGAUGGUGUAUGCAGAGCUGCAGAGGAUGCUGGAGCAGAGUCAGGCUCAGCUGGUGGAGCAGAUCACCUCCCGGCAGAAGCACGCCGAGCAGCAGACCAGAGAGCUGGCUAGCCGUCUGGAGCAUGAGCUCAACCUGCUCAGGAACCGGAGCAGCGACCUGGAUGCCCUUGCACACACACAAGACAAAGUGCUCUUCCUACAGCACCUCACCACUGUCCCUCCUCUUCCUGAGCCUACUGACUGGUCAGGUGUGUCAGUAAACACAGAUCUGUACCUGGGUACAAUCAGGAAGUCCGUCAACACACUAGUUGAGAAGUUCCAAGAAGAGGUGAAACGCCUGUAUGGGAAAGAGCUAAGAAAGAUGCAGAACUAUGCAAGUGACGUGUUCAUGGAUUCGGCAACAGCACAGCGCAACCUGGUGGUCUCUGAGGACGGCCGGCAGGUGCAUUAUGAAGAGGGCCGCAAACCAUCGUCCCAGUCAGACAGCCCACGGCGCUUCAGCCCAGCGCUGUUCGUGCUCGGCCGCGAGGGCUUUUCCUCCGGCAGGCACUACUGGGAGGUGGAUGUGGGCCGGAAGACAGGUUGGACUGUCGGGGUGGCCCGGGUGUCUGCCCGUCGCAAAGGAGAAAUCCGGCUCUGCCCAGAAGGCGGCUACUGGUGCCUGUGGCUGAAGAACGGAGAGGUGAAUGCCCUGGCCUCCAGCAGGAUCCCCCUACAGCUGCCCACGGUGCCCCAAAAGCUGGGCAUAUACCUAGAUCACGAGGGUGGUCAGGUGUCCUUCUAUGACGUGAAGGCGCAGUCCCACCUCUACACAUUCAUGGAUAUGUUCAGUGAGAACGUGCACCCCAUCUUCAGCCCCUGUGCCAGUCAAGAAGGGAAGAAUGCAGGAGCACUGGCCAUCACAACAGUGAAACAUGGCUGAUGCUGUUGACCAACUUUAAGGACCUGCCUGUUUUUUUCACUUGGCUAAGGAAUACACUGCCAUUCAAAAGUUUGGGAUCACUACUAAUGUUAAUAUCUUCAUUUUAUGUACAUUCCUAACUAGAAAUAUUCUUAAUGUACAUUUAACAUGUUUUGCUCAAUUUUCUGAUAGUUUGAGUACAACAAGAAUACAUUAAAUAUUGGUAAUUAAUGGGUAAUUACCUAUUCACAAUAAUUUUACAGAUUAAUUACCUCAAUAUUUGAUUACUGCUUUUGAAGUAUGAAACAUCCUAGACAAUAUUUGUAUUUUAACUUCAUCUUUGUAGUUAUUUGCUAUUUUAUUCAUCAUUUUGGAAGCUCUUUUCAUUGGUCUGAGUUUCUUACCCAUCUCACUUUCUCUAUUAGAACCCAUGCAGUUGUAUAGGACUAGAAUCGUUUUGGAAAUGUAUCCAAAAUUCAAUCAAUCAUUAUAAAUUAUAAUGAAUACUAUAACACUCUGGUUUGUAUUAUUAAAAAUAUUGAUGGCACAUUUUUUAA